This is a messenger RNA of Cylicocyclus nassatus, 309 nucleotides long. The record is from the annotation of a GenBank genome assembly. Lineage: Eukaryota; Metazoa; Nematoda; Chromadorea; Rhabditida; Strongylidae.
AUGCCGAGUCAACAGCGGCCACAACUGUCAUUCCAGGACUUUGCCAAUGCCGUCGACAAGAUGAGCCGAGCCGGCUAUAAAGGCCAAUAUGGCCAUCAUGACGUUCCAGAAGAAGAUAAGAUAAAACUCGAUGCUCUCUACAUGCAAGCCACCACUGGAGAUUACGAUGGAAACAACUCGCUAAAAUGCGCUGAAGAAUGGAAGUUGUUGGCCGGAAAGACGAAAAUUGAAGCUCAGCGCGAAUUCAUCCAUAUGACCAAUCAAAUGAUUACGAGAUAUGGAUGGAAUCCACCAGAAGGCUGGGUUUGA